Molecule: messenger RNA, 2375 nt
Organism: Mustela lutreola (European mink)
Lineage: Eukaryota; Metazoa; Chordata; Mammalia; Carnivora; Mustelidae
Product: 2'-5'-oligoadenylate synthase 3-like
Exons: 9
Coding region: 316-1695 (459 amino acids)
Biological process (GO): regulation of ribonuclease activity
Cellular component (GO): cytosol; membrane; nucleoplasm
Molecular function (GO): 2'-5'-oligoadenylate synthetase activity; double-stranded RNA binding
Source: RefSeq, a predicted model, not a curated record
CCUCUCUGCCUACUUGUGAUCUCUGUCAAUAAAUAAAUAAAAUCUUAAAAAAUAAUAAUAAAAAAAAAAUAAAUCUUUUAAAAAAAUGAAAAUAGAAGUUGGAUCUAAUCAAUUGCCAAGACACUGGUUAACUAUAAAUCACAGACUUCUAACCUCUGAGGAAGCUUCAGGACCAGCUUUACCAAUGCAAGCAGAGUUACUUGGCAACCAGAAAAACAAACCAUUUCAGGAGCAGCCUGCUGGAGACCGGAAUCCCGGACAUCUACCUUACUGUGUCUCUUGCAGGAUCCACACCUACUACUUCACUGGGAGAGGAUGUGGGCUCUUAAAUGCUAUAAGUGUGAGUGCUGUGGGAGUGAUUUUGUCAGCUACAAGGCUCUGAAGUAUCACUUUCGACAGAAGCAUUUUGGAAAAGUUCACUGCGAAGAAUGUGGGCACGAAGUCCCAAGGGAAAGACUGCAGCAUCACAGUGAGCCUGUACAGGAGAGGUCAACCAUGCAGACGCACAAGCUCAGCUGGGAAAAUCUAGAAGAAAGGAAUAUAAAGCAUAUGACUACAGAAAUAUCAAAAACCUGUAGGAUGUGUUCGAGGCGCUUUGGAACAAUCCUUAGUCGGGAGAACCAUGAACUACAGGAGCAUCGAUUCACAGCCAGUAAAAGAGCCCAAAUGUCUAUAGGAUUUUCACCUCAUCAUAUGUUGGAGUGUAAGAGUCCCCAAGAGCUACAGAGAUUUGCAGAUGAAAAUAUCCGCCCAGCCUCAGGUCCUCAGAGCGCUGCCUGUGUGGCUGAGAUCGUGGCCCUGCUCACGCGGAUCCAGGCUUGCUUUCCGGUGCCGACCUCCCGGGUGAUCCAGGGUGGUUCUUACAUAAAGGGGACUGAUACUCAAGGAUGCUCUGAGAUUGACAUCGUGCUGUUCAGUGAUGUGUUUGCCGAUGUGAACCAUUGCAAGAAACAACUGACAGAAGGGUUGGAUGCUCUGAGAGAAAACUUGAAGCAAACUUCACAUGGAAACAGGAUCCUAAUGGGAAAGAGAGCACCAUUGUCUUUAAGAUUCAAUUUUGUAUGUACGGAAGGUCUCCACAGUCAUUCCUUUGAGAUCAUGGCCUACUGGGACAUCCUGGGGCCUGCUCCCUUCACAGAUUUAAAACUUCACCUUUAUCGCAGACUGUACCUCUGUGACGACAGUGACAUGGCGCAGCUGUGUGCCUUGGCCCUCUUGCCAUACCAAGUGGAUUUUGUCAAGGCAUCUGUGGCAAGGGUGAAGGAGCUCACUCGUUUAAUGAUACAUUGGUUCAAGACAUCAUUUGCCAACUCCACAGAGGAAAAUAAGUUCCGGAAACUUCCCUCCUCUUACACCGUGGAGCUCCUCACCAUUCACAUCUGGGAACUGGCAGGAAAGCCGCUGCUCUUCAGCCUGGUGCAGGGAAUGAGGGCAGUCCUCAAGCUUCUGGUUCGAUACGCAGAAAUCGAGGUUGUUUGGCACAGACACUACUGUCCCACGUUCCCCAUUUUUGUAAAGGUGAAGCAGAAACACACAAGGCCAUUCAUUUUAGACCCUGCCAAUCCUACUGUCAACGUUUGUGACACGUGCAAUGCCUGGGAUGAAGUUGCCCUUGUGGCAAGACAUAGCCUAUUGAAACCUCUUUUCAGCGGAGUGAGAGCUGAGCCCCCUUGGCUUUUCACAGACGACUGGUAAACUGGACAAAGAGCUACUAUCCUUGGAUUUCCAUGAAGAAAAUAAAAAGGACGCUGAACACAUUCCCAGUUAGAGUGGUCUGGAGGAAAGUCUGUAUGAUUGUCUCACUCUAAGUCAUGACGUUCAUAACCCCAUCUUUAACAAACGUAUUGAUGUGACUUAUCAUUUAAGAUAAAAGAAUCCAUUUCAGCCUUCAGGAGAGUUGAACCAUCCUCUCCCAUUAUUUGGAUUUAUUUGCUUUGGUGGCCUUGUGAAAAAAAAUUAAAAAAAAAAUCAAAGUAGCCACAAGUGAAUACAUAAAUAAAAUUCCCAGGUCAUUUGAGAGAUUAACUGAAAGGGUAAAAAAAUCACUUCCAUUUUUUAGUUUUAGUUCAUUAUGUCUUCAGGUUGACUUUUUAACUCUCUUGGUGAUCUGGAGUUUCACUGGGUCACCUGUGUUUUCAAGAUUUCCCUACAAAAACCUGCUUGCACUAUGUACAGCCUGUUCAUUUCCAGACAUAAACUAACAAAUUGUUACAUGGAAACAUGGAACUAUCUGGAAGAAAUACCAUGGACUGCCUCAGAAUAAACUGUUUCCAAAAUCAUUUUAUGUCACAACUUAUGGGUCAGAGUGGAGCCAUUCUUGAGGUUGUAAGGUGCUCAGCCCUAAGUAGGGGAAAAUAAAAUACCCAGGCUAUGAA